UUCAAGUGGUUUAAUAGACGCAGUUUGGAGAAAGAAACGAGUACUCCUGUCGUUUGUGCUCAGAGUCUUCCCUUAUUUUCCAGAUUGGUCUCACAUCUUUUGUUAUCGUGGUCACCGAGCCUGGGACCUGUAACACAAUCAGGCUGACUCCAGUGAUGACAUCAUACCAUUCCCUUGAAUCCGCCCCUGGGUCCACCCUAAGGGACAAAGAAGGUAUAAAAACCUGCCAUAUGCUGCCUGUCAUCACACUAGUUUGAACUGACAGUGCUCACUGACACGCACAGGACGCUUACAUAAUUUGCAGUGACAGGUGUCACUUUGCAUUUAUUGCCUCUGGGUUGGACAACUUUUGGAAAACAUCUCUCACACAGAUUCUUCUCUCUGUGACUAUUGACUUUUAAUUAAGCAGGCAAUAGUCACAUAUUGAUCACAGUUCCUGUCAGUGUGAUCUGUGUGGAGCAUUAGUAGCAGUUAGUAAGCCUCCUGCUGUGUUGGAUCUUCCUCUCAUCAUCAACAUCAUCACCAUGAUAAUAAGCAUUGCUCUAAUCUGGGCAGUCGUGGUGGGACUUUGCUGCCUUCUAUGGCUUGCUGUGGGGAUACGACGCAGGUAAUGCAUUUUUUUAAAAACUUAAUGCUCUUGUAUUUUACUUCCAUAGUGUGUCUAGAACAUCAAACAUUAAUAGUAAUUUCCAGAUCUACACUGAUUUUUAGUGCACACAGACAAAAACAAACAUAGUGUGUUUUUUACAGGCAAGCAACAACACUGCAUGAUUCAUGUGGCCAAUAAUGUAACCACACCACUUUACCUAAGUAUGCAUUCAGUAUGUGCUAACCAAACAAAAGCUUUUGUAAAGGUGACUGAAUUUCUUUGGAAUGCUGUUGAUUCGCAAACAUUGUCCCAAGUGUGCUGUCACUACUUAGCUGCUGUUGUCAAGCCUUACCUUAUGUAUUCACCAUGUAGUUGACUAUGCCAAGGGGUUAAUUCAAUUCAAUUCAAUCCAAUUUUUUUUAUAUCGCGCUAAAUCACAGCCAAAGUUAUCUCAGGACACUUUACAUAUAGAGCAGGUACAGACUUAACUCUUUAUCUACAGAGACACAACAAUUCCCUCAUGAGCAAGCACUUGGUGACAGUGGCGAGGAAAAACUUCCUUUUAGGAGGCAGAAACCUCGAGCAGACAAAAAGUGCCCAAACAAAUAGAAACAAACCUACAAACACUAGGGUGCUCCAAUCCUAUCUUUUUAAUUAAUUAAUUAAUUAAUUUACCAUGCUGUAGGUUUUCAGAUGACCUGAAUAGAAUAAUAAAACAAAACACUGACCGUCAUGAAGCUUUCAUGAAAACUGAGGUUUGAGAUACAUGUUUUCCAUGGAUAGAGACAAGCAAACAUUUCAUGAGCAGGUCAUAGGUUGGAUCUCUUAGCUGAAUAACAAUCAGCAAUAGUAAGUAACAAAAUGAGCAUUAAGUCCUCAUCAGUGGUCAUUUGUUUUGUUUUUUUUGUCGAUGCCCAUAGGCAACCUGGUGAGCCUGCAAUUGAGAAUGGCUUCAUCCCCUAUUUGGGUUGUGCUCUGCAGUUCGGGGCCAACCCUCUCCAGUACCUCCGAAGCCGCCAGAAGAAAUAUGGCCACAUUUUCACGUGCAAGAUUGCAGGCCAGUACAUCCAUUUCCUGUGUGACCCCUUCUCUUACCAUUCAGUCAUCAGACAGGGGAGACACCUGGACUGGAGGAAGUUCCACUUUGCUACGUCAGUCAAGGCAUUUGGCCAUGACAGCUUUGACCCUCGCCAUGGCCACACCACAGAGAACCUCCAUCAAACCUUUCUGAAAACACUGCAGGGUGAGGCUCUGUCCUCCCUGAUAGAGACCAUGAUGGGCCACCUCCAGGAUGUUAUGCUGAGGUCAGACACACUCAGCCCCAGCAAGGACCACUGGGAGGUGGAUGGCAUCUUUGCUUUCUGCUACAAGGUGAUGUUUGCAUCUGGCUACCUCACUCUGUUUGGUAAAGAGCUUGGUGAAGAUAAGUGCCAGGCUCGGCAGGCAGCUCAGAAAGCCUUGGUGCUCAAUGCUUUGGAGAACUUCAAAGAGUUUGACAAGAUCUUCCCAGCAUUGGUGGCUGGCCUGCCCAUCCAUGUCUUCAAGAGUGCCUACAGUGCCAGAGAGAACCUAGCAAAGACCAUGCAUGCUGAAAAGUUGUCCAAGAGGGAGAACGUUUCUGAUCUGAUCUCUAUGAGGAUUAUCCUGAAUGAUUCCUUAUCUACCUUUGAUGACAUCAGCAAGGCCAGGACCCAUGUCGCCCUGCUUUGGGCUUCACAGGCCAACACCCUACCUGCUACCUUUUGGAGUCUCUUUUAUAUGAUCAGGAGUCCAGAUGCUAUGAAAGCAGCUCGUGAGGAAGUGCAGAAAGUUCUGGAGGAAGCAGGUCUGACAGUUGACCCCAGCAACCCCACACUGAGCCUCAGCAGGGAGCAGCUGGACAACAUGCCCAUUCUAGACAGCAUCAUGAAAGAAGCCAUGCGUCUUUCCAGUGCCUCCAUGAACGUGCGUAUUGCCAAGGAGGACUUCCUGCUUCACCUCGACAACCAAGAAGCUUACCGCAUAAGAAAAGAUGAUGUCAUUGCCCUAUAUCCGCCCAUGUUGCACUACGAUCCAGAAAUCUAUGAGGAUCCCAAUGAGUACAAGUUUGACCGCUUCCUGGACGAGAAGGGCCAGGAGAAAACUGCUUUCUACCGCAGCGGCCGGCGGCUACGUUACUUCUACAUGCCCUUUGGUUCUGGGGUCACUAAAUGCCCAGGCAGAUUUUUUGCUGUGUACGAGAUCAAGCAGUUUCUGACCCUGGUGCUGUCCUACUUUGACAUGGAACUAUUGGAGCCCGCUAUCAAAGUCCCACCUCUUGACCAGUCCCGUGCUGGUCUGGGAAUCCUCCAGCCUACCUAUGAUGUGGACUUCAGGUACAAACUCAAAUCGUACCACUAGGCUCUGUCUGUCAAGCAGAGGGAUUGAAUUACAUAUUGUACAUAGUGUAUAUUGAACAGUGUUAAUGAAGAUACUUUGCUGUAUAUAUAUAAAUAGACUGAAUUAUAUUUUUUGUAGCUUUAAUUUGCUGAUGAAGAACAUGUCUCCUGCACAUGCAGGUGGAGCCCUUACAAACCUGAACAGAACCUUCAGGUAGCUCGUAAUGUUUAACCAAACACUUCCUGUCAACCAGGGAUAGCAGACAUCCACCAUCUCAGAGUAAAAGUGCUAGGCAGCAUCUUCAGUUCCUGUGAAAAUAACAAACGUAAACCAUAUAAAUUCACAUUACUGAGCAUGUUUUUGCAUGUUUGCACCAUUUGCGAAAAAUCUUGUAAAGUUACAUUACUGCCUACUGCUUUUGAUCACAUUUUUUUGUACUUAUUUUUAUUUUAAAUUCUGUGAUUUGUUACCCAUUGAUGUCUAGAUUUUUACAAUAAAUUAAAUGCUGCUUCAAAGCCUCCUCUA
This is a messenger RNA of Chelmon rostratus (copperband butterflyfish), 3472 nucleotides long. It is a transcript of the gene cyp7a1, whose product is annotated as cytochrome P450 7A1. The record is from RefSeq and is a predicted model, not a curated record. The transcript is spliced from 8 exons. Gene Ontology annotation, molecular function: cholesterol 7-alpha-monooxygenase activity; heme binding; iron ion binding. Gene Ontology annotation, biological process: cholesterol catabolic process; cellular response to glucose stimulus; cholesterol homeostasis. The coding region runs from base 1451 to 2968 and encodes 505 amino acids. Lineage: Eukaryota; Metazoa; Chordata; Actinopteri; Chaetodontiformes; Chaetodontidae.